Messenger RNA from Aegilops tauschii subsp. strangulata, 2128 nucleotides. RefSeq lists its product as uncharacterized. NCBI's taxonomy places the organism in Eukaryota, Viridiplantae, Streptophyta, Magnoliopsida, Poales, Poaceae. The record is from RefSeq and is a predicted model, not a curated record. Gene Ontology annotation, molecular function: S-adenosylmethionine-dependent methyltransferase activity.
AACAUUGUCGGAGGCCGUGUGGAGGUGUAUCUCCGACAGAUCUGUUUAUGGUGGAUCUGCUUCAAUCUGGUCUUCGUUCGUCCACGUUCAUGUGUCUUCGGGUUGAAUCCUUCUGAUCUAUGUUUCUCUUCAUCGACGGCAGUUGUUGUUCUAGUGCGCUGGUCCUACGUGGCCUUAACAUGACAACUUUUUGACUGUCAACUGCAACAAGUGUUGCCCAGCUUCGGCAAGUGAGGGGCAAUGACGACGGCACGUCUUCGACUCACUUCAGUGCUUGUAGUCGUUGCUUUGUGGUUUAUGGAUCCACAUGCAAUUUUUAUUAUUUGUGAUGUUCGUUGUAAUGUCAUGAUUGAACUGAAUAGAUUGACAGUUUUUUUUUCUGAAAAAAUAAUGAGAAGAGGGAAAAGAGCACCCAAGUCAAAGAAAAAGGAUAAUUUUCACCCAGUCUAUGCAGAAAGUAUAAUUACGCUUUUCACGGUAUUGCAGAGAUUGACUCCAGGACGGCGCUGCGUGUUGAGCUCGCGGUCUCCGACGUGGCGGCGUCGAGGUCGUCAUUCGAUCCGACCGAGAGGCCCGCGCCCAGCCGAGGGCCGACCCACGCGCCCCAACUCCCACGUAAUUCUUCCAUCCAACAGAACAAAACCACCGCCUCCAACCCGCGCCCACCGCCUCGCCACAUUAACACGCGCCCCCUCUCCCUCCCCGUCGCCGCCAUGCCCGCCGAUGCCAAGCCCCGCGCCCUCCUCCCCGUCCGCCCACUCCUCCUCCUCCUCUCGAUCCCCUUCCUCUCCCUCCUCCUCCUCUACGGCUACUCCUCCUCCUCGGCCCCUCCCCUCCCCAACGCCGCGGCCGUCCGCGCCUCCCCGCCCAACCCGCACAUCCGCAUGCGCCGCGGCGCCGCCUUCCGCUCCUACGACGACUACCUGCGGCACCAGCUCAACAAGACCCUCGACCCGCGCCUCCGCCGCGUCUGGGCCACCCGCGACUGGCGCCGCAAGGUCGACGCCUUCGCGCGCGCCUUCCGGGCCCUCCAGGCCGAGGGCCUCCUCUCCAACGCCUCCCGCGCGCUCUGCGUCGGCGCGCGCCUCGGCCAGGAGGUCGCCGCGCUCCGCCUCGUCGGCGUGCCCGACGCCGUCGGCAUCGACCUCGCCCCGGCGCCGCCGCUCGUCCUCAGGGGCGACUUCCACGCGCAGCCCUUCGCCGACGGGGCCUUCGACUUCGAGUUCUCCAACGUCUUCGACCACGCGCUCUACCCGGACCGCUUCGUCGCCGAGAUCGAGCGCACGCUGCGCCCCGGCGGCGUCGCCGUGCUGCACGUCGCGGUGCACCGCCGCGGGGACAAGUACUCGGCCAACGACCUGCUCGACGUCGACGGCCUGCUCGCGCUCUUCCGGCGGUCGGAGGUGGUCAGGGUCUCCAAGGUCGACGCCUUCGGCCUGGACACCGAGGUCGUCCUCCGCAAGAAGAGUGCUUAAUUACCACUGUUAGGUCAGGGGAAGAGAGAAGAUCUACGAGCAGAACAGGACUUGGAAACAUAUGUCAUAUGUGGCACCUCAUCUCCAAAUUUUCAGCAUUGCGAUUGAAUCAGUUGUACUGGGAUUGCGGCAAUAAGGGGAAUCUUUUCCUUUUCCUUUUAUGUGGGGUUGCUAAUUCAGGGGAAAGCAUCAGCUUUACCUUUCGUGUCCACUUUGGGAAGAGAUUGUACGUAGAAGAGAAUCAAAGAUUGACGCCGCCCCAUUCUGGCAUUCUCCUCCUUGGGAGAACAUGUCUGUUGCUGUGCAUUCUGCCACUGUCCCGUGGCAACUUUCAUGCCUCUUCCCGGACAUUGUUCCAUGGCAAAUUAAAGCGUACAUAAAGCAGAAGGCGCACUAAUUCGUCGUCAGAUCACAAUCAUUUGGUUUAACUACGUAUCAAAACUUGGCUGGAAUACUGGUAGGCUGGGGCUCCAGCGAUAUUGCAAUCUGGACAACCCAGCGGAUGAGACAAUUGUCCCCGGCCACGUGAGUGAGCGCAUGCAUGCAGCAAAAUUAGGUGGUCAGUGCCUCAGUGGUCACUCUUGCUGUGCCCGUCCAGCACGACACCAUGCACGGAAAGGAACGGUAUGCGUCAGGAGAUGCCUCGCAUGCGG